AUGCAUUUACGACUUUACACGGAUUUGAGCGGGGUUCGUUACGUUGCAGAAAGUCGAGCGUUUACACCGCUUACGAAAUUAAGUAAAGCGAGUAAGUAAAAUCGAAUCUACGCGACGCAAUUGUAAUAAGAAUAAUUAGGAUAAGUAGAGUGGAAGAGAUAAAGACUGAAGUAGAAUUUCACUUUGUCCCUCUCGAUGCAGUUACCUUUUUUUCCAGCUACGAUUGCGCAACGUUUUAUCCCACGGAUUAAAAACGUGCGCAAGAAGUAGCGAACGGCAACGAUCCUUUUCUUCCUUUCUUCCCAAUUACAUCAAUAUUCGAUCGUAACACGCGAUACUCGCGCGAUCGAGAGUAAAUUUGAAAUAUUGGAAAUAUCUUGCCUCGUUUCACCAUCGCGCCUCACGUUAUGUUUUUUGCACGCGUCGCUACCGGCGUUAUAGAAUCACGGUUAGCGGCUAAUUGUUGUGCUCGUUCAGUUUCACCGCACGGAACAAUUCGAUUUUCCUUCCUCGUGGCCGAAUUCGAUUCACCGUGCUGCGUGCUGGAAAAACACGCGAAGGAGAAACGUGAAGAAAGAAACAACUCUCUGUGAAGAAGGUUUAAGAACGAGUUUUUCGUGCAAGUGAGGAAAAUCCUCGCGACGAUUACGGUGUGUCCCAUCGAUGAUGAAUAAAUUUAUAUAGAAGAUAACGAGACAGGCCGAAGCGGGGAAGAGGUAAAAUUUGACGAAACACUACUCGAUGAAACGGUCGUUGCAAUUCGCGUUACGUCAAUUUCGUUACGCCGGAAAUCGUGCUGAAUUUUUCAUUGUGCAAUUCUGGCUGUGUUCUGGCCGACACGUCGUAAUAACACGCACGAGAUGCAACACGAAACGAUUCGCAAGACGACACCGAUCUCUCGAGCAAACGAGCAAUUGAGAGUAUUUCGGUAUGAAUUUGUUGAGUUUCAGUUUUCACAGGGUGUCGUGUCGCGGAAGUGGACGGAAGUGGAGCACCGAAUAAGGGGUCCGAGAGGGUCGAUCGCUGUUAGUGAAAGGGGUCCGUGUGCAAUGCAAUCGUUGUACGUUGUACCCCCGCCUCGUGUGUUGGUUCCCUAGGCCUGGGCAGGGCACCGCUAUAAAAGCAUACCGCGUCGACCCUCGGAUAGCUAGUGUUUUCCCGUGUACUGCACAAGAAAAAUCGCCUACGAUGAAGUUUGUCGUACACGCUCCGGAAGUGCAUCAUGUGCUCCAGAUCCCGCAGCAACCGUCGAUCCCGCCCCCGCACCCUCAGCCCUUGAACAUUAAGAUUCCACACGUGUCGGCCGUGAAGAUCCCGUACCACGGACCCAAGAUCGUACAGCCACAUCUGAUCGGCGUCGAAUCCCACUACGAGGAGCCGCAGGUCAAACUGGUCAAAGUUCCCGUCUCGCAUCAUCCCUGGGAUUAA
Heterotrigona itama is the source of this 1428-nucleotide messenger RNA. The record is from the annotation of a GenBank genome assembly. Lineage: Eukaryota; Metazoa; Arthropoda; Insecta; Hymenoptera; Apidae.